GAGCCUGUACGAGCAGCUGAACAUCCGCAAAAUCACCAACGUGGAUGUGUCGCCGACGGUCAUUUCGCAGAUGCAGCGGCGCUACAAGGGCAUGGAUGAGAUGCAGUGGCUCUGCUGCGACCUUGUGCACACCGCGCCGGAGAAGCUGCUGUCCCUGCUGUGCCCCAACGACUACCUCUUUGACUUCAUUCUCGAGAAGGGCCUCGUCGACGCGACGCUUGGCGGACACAACUCGUUCCACAACCUCUACACGCUGACCAAGAACCUCUCGCGGCUGCUCAAGAAAGGCGGCCGCUUCCUCUCCGUCUCGUACGGCGCGCCGGAGACCCGCAUAGACCACUUCCGCCGCCGCAAGCUCUUCUUCGACGUGGAGCACAAGACGGUGGAGAAGCCGAUGUUCGCGGCCACGGCGAAGCCGACCGGGCACUACCACGUCUACAUCAUGACGAAGCUCGGUGAGAAGCAGACGCCGGCGGGGGACGGCCACAACGCCGGCGACGGCGGGGCGGCCGGCA
Messenger RNA from Trypanosoma grayi, 515 nucleotides. RefSeq names its product methyltransferase. The annotation marks the transcript as partial. The transcript has a single exon. NCBI's taxonomy places the organism in Eukaryota, Euglenozoa, Kinetoplastea, Trypanosomatida, Trypanosomatidae. The record is from RefSeq and is a predicted model, not a curated record.